CUCAAAAAAAAAAAAAAUUGGUCAUUUAAAAUUACCUUUUCAUAUCAAAAAAAAAAAUUACCAUAAUUUUUAAUUUUUGAUAACAAAAAAAUAUGCAAUUAUUUAUUGGAAUAUUUAUAAGUUUUGUAAAAAUUGUCACACAGUGAAAUAUAUUUUGAAAAGCAUUUUCAAGAAAACUGAACACAAGUGGAAGGAUUUUUCUACGUUGGAAGAAAAAUAACAGUUUAUCUUAUGUAAAGAGAAAAGCAUGAGUUACAACUUCACGGUUAAAGUUUACGUUUCUUGUGUGAAAGUGCAUAUAACUUGCUCAAGGAUCGAGAAUACAUAUAGUGACAAUCGUGCGAAAAGUUUCGUGUGGCGAUUACGGUAAAGUUUCACCAUCGAUGGAGUUUUGGUAUCGUUUACACAUUGGUGCAAAAGUUAUCAUCAUGUCAGUGUGUUACACGUGCAUAUUAUAUGUUUGCAAGUGAACAUGUUUUAAAGUGUAAGUGUCGCCUUUUGGGAAAGUUAUACUAACGACUAUAACGUCUCUCUCCCUCUCUCUCAAUAUAUAUAUAUAUUUAUUAUUCGAAGGGCAUAAAUGUCACAUCAUAAACUAUCCAGCUUGUGGAGCGUACACAGAUUUAAUUAAGGACUAUACUCGUGAAAAGCCACACACUAUAUAUAAAAAAAAGUGCAGAGAAAAAGUGAAAGAGAUUUAAUGAUAAUUUUAUCAAAAGACCUCUUCUCGUUUGUGUUAUGAUUCAUGGGCUGGCUGACGAGAAAGAAAGAAAAAAAUCCAAAAAAGAAUGUGUUUUCUUUGAAAAAAUCAAGAACUACGAAAUCAAAUCGGAAAUGGCUUUGAGAUGGCAAAUCAGAUUUUACAUUGUCGCCAUAUUCAUCAUAUGCAAAAAAGAUACUUUGAGUCUGGGGGACCGUACAAUGGGCAGUAUAGAGAGGCACUCAAGCCCAGUUAGACCCCGACAGCAAAUGCUCGAUCACUCGACGGGGUUGAAGACGAAACUUGAGCCGUCAUUCGACUAUUCACAGACUACCAAUGUCACGGCCCUCGUAGGCAAAACUGCCUAUCUCACAUGUCGUGUUCGAAAUCUUGGCGACAAAACAGUAUCUUGGAUGCGAUCGAGAGACAUACAUAUUUUGACUGCCGGAGGGUAUACAUACACAAGUGACCAAAGAUUUCAAGCUCUACACAGGCAAAAUUCCGGACAAAACAGUGAGUGGUCGGAAUGGACGUUAUGUAUCAAAUGGGCUCAAGAACGAGAUCAAGGGAUCUACGAAUGUCAAAUUUCGACGAUACCUCUGAUGUCUCAUCCAUUUCGACUCAAUGUUGUCGUACCCACGGCGGCGAUUUUAGGUGGACCUGAAUUAUAUGUGGGAGCUGGAAGCACAAUAAACCUUACGUGUGCGAUCCACUUUAGUUGGGAACCCCCGGCUUACAUCUUUUGGUAUUAUAACGAUGCCGUUCUAUCUUACGACAGUCCCAGGGGCGGUGUGUCAGUGAUAACCGAAAAGGGAAGCGACGUCACCACUUCAUGGCUGCUCAUUCAAGCAGCACAACCAACUGACUCCGGGGAGUACAGUUGCAAGCCAAGCAACGCCAAUACCGCAAGCAUAAGGGUCCACGUUCUCAAUGGUGAACGACCGGAAGCAAUGCAAACAGGAACUGCGGGUCCUAUUCUCUCAUCGAGUUGUCUUUUGGUGUCACUCAUCAUUUUGUACAUAUCUUCAGUGUAAUCAUAACAAAAAUAAAAACAAAAAAAAAAAAAAAAAUCAGAAGAAACUAAACCAAUAACAUGAAAAAAAUUUCGUAAGGUCAGUGAAAAUUAUUUCCAUUCGAUACUUUUGUAAUAUCAACAAAAAAAAAUUGUCAAUCAUUUUUUUUCAAAUGUAAUGGAAAUUUUUUUUUAAUUAAAAAAUUCUUCCAAGUAUGAAAUUUCUAAAAGAAAUUAUUCGAAACAACAAGAAAUCAUUAACGGAUUAGAAACUUUAAAUAUAUAUAUAUAUAUAAAAAAAUGAAGAGCGAAAUUUUUUCCAUGUGCUUUGAUGGUGAGAAAUUCCUUCAACCGCUUUUACUGUCGAUGCCACUACCGGUUUAAAAGCUUAAUCUUGCUGAGCCUCGCAAGCCCCUAGACUACUCUCAGUCUUAUGCAGGAAAACGAAAAAGGCAGAACGACAAUCCGAAUAAAAUCUACUGCGGAAACGACUCAAGGGAAAAACGUAAAAUGGCUAAUGAUCUUAAAAGUAGUUAUCUUCACAAAAGUUUCGUUCUACCUAAUACGAUUUUUUUUUUAAAUUUAUGUUUUUAAGAUUAUAAACAACAUGUUUUAUUAUUUUAUAUGAUUUAUAUUUAAUAGAUAUUUACAUUUUAUACAUUUAUUUGAUCUGUUGAAAGGGAAACUAGAAUAAAAAAAAUACUAUUUUGAUAGAAAAAAAUAAUACGUUUAUAAUGAGUUCGACAUACUUUUUUUCAAAAUUCAAAAUGACGAAUCCAAUAUGGCGGUAGAUUUUUGAAAAAUUUGACGAAUUUUCUUGACACUUGUUACAAGGUGAGUUUUAGCAAUUGUUGAAGACGAAUUUGAAAUGAGAUUCUUGAAAUUUAAAAUGGUGAAUGUGCCAUUUUGGAUUUUUAAAAAUUAACUUCAAAUUCGUAAUAAAAUAUGCCAAAAACUGCUGAAUAACAAAUUUCAAAUGAUUUCGAUCAAUUUUGAAGGAUUUUUUCGCCAUUUUGGAUCAGCCAUUUUUAAUUUUUAAAAACUGAUAUCGUAUUUAUUAUCAGCGUACUUAUUUUCAUCAGAAUCGUCAAAAAGAAGUUAAAAUCGAUUCUCUCUGAACUUUUUAACAAACCAGGAAUUUGAUUGUGUAAUUUCAUUUUGAUUUUCACUUAUACUUUGACAUUUAUCUUUUUAUUUUCACCUUUCAUUGAAAAAUUUCACUCAAAUUCAAAAUGAAAGUGACAAUGAAAAUAAAAGUGAAAAUAAAUAAUAUGAGAGAAGCAGACGCUUAGUGCCUCCAUUGCAGGGUUUUGUGGCCUGCUAAGGUUACAUUUACUACCAUGGUAACGGUUGCUAUGGUAACUGUUACCAUAACAACCAUACGAGUGUACGACAGACGGACGCCAAAGCGAAACUAUAUGGCUUUCGGGCCUGAGCCACGAAACCGUAAAAAAGUAAAAGUGAAAAUGAAAGUGAAAGUAAAAAUGAAUGUUAAAAUGAAAGUGAAACUCAAAAACAAAGCAAAAAUCAAAAUGAAAUUAAAUAAUUGCACUUCAGAACAAAUAUUUCUUGAAGAAAAAAAAAUUAGAUUUAUAAAUUUUAUUCCUCUCUCGACUCUUACUAGCAAUUGCGUGAGGUUUUGAUUGAAAAAAUAAAAAAUUUAUUCCCAAUUCUUGACGAUAGCUUUUAUUCUUCAACUUGUGACAAUUUCACAUGAUACAUUGUUUCAAAUACAUUGUUUAGUAGAUUUUUUUGUUUUUUUUUGAAAAAAGACAAAUGAAUAGAAAAUUGGCUACAGUUUCCGUUCUGGGGAAUACAACAAUGAGAGCGCAAUUCAGCCAUGUUUUUUGAUUAAUAUUGAAAGCUUUUAAUUAACCCGUAGAGGCAACGAUGGUGAAGUCAACUCUGUAUAUAGUCUCUGUAUCAUAAAUAAAAUUGUGGUCAGAGCAAACGUUACGCCGAAUGCAAGAUGAAUAUUGCCGGAUGGACUAAAACGUCGAAUAAUUUAAAGGGGUGUUGGAGGAAAGAGGGGAUGGAGAAAGGGUUCUCUUGUUGCGAUUCAACUUUCUAUUCUGUAUAGUGUCUAGUGUAACUGAACUCGUCAAGGAUUCCAGUCAGUGUGUACUUUAAAGUGGAGCUACCCUUUACAAAUAAAGAUACACCCACCCACAUACAUAUACAUAUACUGUAAUGAAUGCAACCGCGUCGUUCCCUUCGUUUGUAAUGUUAAAACAACCAUUAAAUGCUUUUCGCAAACCGUACAAUUCCGUACGUGUAUAUUUUUCCGCAGUACAAUUUCUCUCAAAUUUUAACAAUGAAUUUUUUAAUUUCUCGUAUAUAUAUAUAUAUAUAUAUAUAUAUGUAUACAUACACUGAGAAAAAAAAUUUAGUGUUUGUAACAAAAUUGUUUGGUUAGGCAAUUUUGGUUCUUGUAACCAAAUUUUCGUUAGCUGAAACAAAGUCGUAGAGUUAUCUCAACCAAACAUUUGGUUAGGCCAACAAAAUUAUAUGGUUGAACAUUUUUAAAUUCCAACCAAAAUUUGGUUACGACAACAAAAUAAUUUGGUUAACACAACAAAAUGGUUUGGUCUGAAAAACCAAAUGAUUGUUUGUUGUCAAAACCAAAAUUUGGUUGCGACAACCAAAUAAUUUGAUUCGCUCUUAGCUUAUAGUUUAAGAGAACAGUUAGUUUAACUUUCUCACAAGAAUGGGUAGUCCAGUUGACAGAGCUCCCGACUUACAGUUUUAAAACAGAGGUUCGAUCCUAGGCGGAGAUGAGAUUUUUCAAAGUCCACAAAUAUUUCAAUUGAAUAAAUAUAAAUUCAAUGUUAAAUUGAUAAUAAAUAAAUAAUGAAAUAAAUAAAAAAGAUAAAAAGAAAGAAAUAAGGUAGAAUAAAAUUUUUAAUUUUACAAAAAAAACUGUUUGAUUGAUCAACCAAACAUUUUUGUUGACCUAACAAAAAAAAUUUGAUUGAGCUAAUCAAACAUUUUUGUUAUCCGAACAAAAAACACUCAACCAAAUUUUUUGGUUGACUUAAACAAAUAGUUUGGUUGCUUAAAUACCAACAAAAUUUUUUUGUUGGCCCAACCAAAUUUUGGUUGCUUUGACUAAACAUUUUUUCUCAGUGUAUAUAUUCAAAUAUUUAAUUUAAUCUUAAAAUUUUUAAAUAUCAACGACGAUAAAUAAAUCAGUGUAUUCUAUAAGCAUGUGAAAAAAUUUUUGAUAAAAAAUGAUAUUUUGAUUACGUUGCAAGUAUAUUUACAAGUAUAAGAAAAGCUGACUUUGACAAUGUUUUGUUACUUAUAUCGAUUGAACAAUUUGUUGUGAAAAUUGUAUACCGCACAUUUUGCAUAUAAAGGACUGAUCAAUAAAAUACAAUCGAGAAUAAUGCAAUUUGUCGUUGAAGACAGAGAAAGAUCGAUUUUCUGCAUUUUCUUUUGUGGUAUGUUAAGCACGUUUUGGUGAAAAUAAUGAAAGUGUCUCAAGGGUUGAGAAAGUAUAUAUAUAUAUACAAUACCUAUAUAUAAAAGAAUACGAAAAAAAAGGAAAAUAGAGCGAAAAGAGGUAAGAAUAGCAAGGAAUAACUCCUGGGACGGAAAGAACAGGGAUAAAGCCAAAAUAAAGAACUGAUGUUAUUACACUUUCUUUUAAAAAGAAACUGGUGAGAUGUCGGGAGAUUUUUUUUGCCAUCUUAUUUCAUACAAUAGAAUAAUUUUAACGAAUCACGGUUUAACCACGACGAAAACUAAUUUUUUUUCUUUCUUUUUAUAAACAGACAGUUGAAGUUCCGUUUUUGUGAUUUAUAAAUUAAAUCAAGUAUAAAUAUUUUUAUAGAAAAUAUUUCCGUAUAUAAAUUAUUUUUCAUGUACUUAAAAUUAAAAAUGUUUUAAUUAAAAUUUUUUCUAUACAGACUAUUUGAAAUAGAAAUCAGUCAAUUUGGCAAAUUUUCUUGGUAGGUAAUUUCUUGUGCCUAAAAUGGCUAAAAUACCUAAAAGCAGUGCACGUUUUCUAGUAUCUGAAUGGCACUUUGUAGAAUUCUAAUUUCAUUCGUCCAGUGCGGUUGGACGAGCUUCGAAUUAAAUUUUCACCUGAAAUUCAAUUGAAUGUUCACAAUUGUCCUGGGAAACGUACUGUGCAACUCAAUCAAGAGAACUUUUCACAUGUUAAUAGAUAGUCCUUUAAAUAUAAUUAAAUUAACUUUUCCCUUUUUAUUUCGAUUUAAUUUUUUUUUAUCCAUGUAUCGUUUUUCUCGACUUUUGAAAGUAGAUAUAUUGCGUCAAAAAGAAUCGAAAUUGAACACUUUGUAACUAUGUACAUAUUGAAUUAUUUACACAUGAGUAAAUGUAAAUUGCAUUUCAAUUAAAAUUGAUUGAUUACAAUUUUAAAUCGAGUUUCUAAUACAAAAAUUGAUUAUCAAUUUAAAUAUUAUUAUUUUUAUUACAUUGUUUAUAACAAUAAAAAUUUAGAUUACUAUUCUAAAUUUAAUUUGAAGUAAUUUUUUUUUAUAUUGAAAUUGGAAAGCGGAUGAUUACAAUGUUUCGCGGUUAAGGCAAUUGAUAAAUAAACUUGUUGAUGAUUUAAAUCACUUGACAUUCGACGAAGCGUAUUGCUUUAAUAACAAUAAGUAUUGUACUUUGUACUAAUGCAGCGGAUGUUUUCUGCCUUAUGUAAACGAAGAAUUAAGAUUAUCGGAUUACAAAAGGGAAACUGGAACGCUGAAGUGUAAUAAAAGACGCGAAAUACUCGAGACGCUGUAGACCUUCAGACAAUGCAUAAGAAGCAUAAUCCAGUCCUGCAGUGUUAUCGUUAACAUAGAUAGGUAUUACUAUUGUAAAUAUUAUCACACGAUGUUUACUAAAUAAAAAAAAAGUAUCAAA
This is a messenger RNA of Leptopilina boulardi, 6590 nucleotides long. RefSeq lists its product as uncharacterized. Gene Ontology annotation, cellular component: neuron projection membrane. NCBI's taxonomy places the organism in Eukaryota, Metazoa, Arthropoda, Insecta, Hymenoptera, Figitidae. The coding region runs from base 739 to 1734 and encodes 331 amino acids. The record is from RefSeq and is a predicted model, not a curated record. Gene Ontology annotation, biological process: synapse organization. The transcript is spliced from 5 exons.